This is a messenger RNA of Lasiosphaeria miniovina, 1387 nucleotides long. Its product is annotated as RTA1 like protein-domain-containing protein. Gene Ontology annotation, cellular component: membrane. The coding region runs from base 91 to 1074 and encodes 327 amino acids. The record is from RefSeq and is a predicted model, not a curated record. NCBI's taxonomy places the organism in Eukaryota, Fungi, Ascomycota, Sordariomycetes, Sordariales, Lasiosphaeriaceae. The transcript has 3 exons.
UCCCGAAUACUUCGUCGUCCGUCAUCCCUGUCAACAUCGAAUCAACACCAGUUCCCGAGGCAUAGCGUGCCCGCGCAAAGGCUCUUCACCAUGUCGGACGGAGACGCAAAGCCAAAGUUCAAGUACUACCACUACGACCCGUCAAAGGCCGCCAACCUGUCCUUCGUUAUACUGUUCGCUAUCGUAUCCGUCGGGCACCUCUUCCUCAUCGUGCGCAAGAAGACGUGGUACUUCAUCCCGUUUCUGGUGGGAUGUCUUUUCGAAGCGAUUGGAUAUGUUGGUCGAGUCAUCGCCACGGGCCAGACGCCGAACUGGACGCUCGGCCCCUUCAUCAUGCAGUCGCUGCUCAUUCUGCUCGCGCCCGCGCUGAUGGCCGCCUCGGUCUACAUGAUGCUCGGCCGGCUGGUGCGCCUGCUCGACGCCCACCAGCACUCCAUAGUCCGCACGACGUGGCUGACCAAGAUCUUUGUCGCUGGUGACGUCUUGUCCUUCCUCACACAGGGCGCCGGCGGCGGCAUCCUCUCCAACGCCGACACGAAGAAGCAGAGCGACCUCGGCAGCAACGUGCUGCUCGCGGGGUUGGCCAUCCAAGUGCUCUUCUUCGGGCUGUUCAUCAUCACCACCGUGAUCUUCCACAUCCGCAUCACCAAGGAGCCGACGGCGCGGUCGUUCUCGGUGGCGGCGCCGUGGCGGCAGUUCAUCCUCGCCCUGUACGCGGUCAGCUUCCUGAUCCUGGUACGGUCCGUGUUCCGCACCGUCGAGUACGCGUCGGGCCAGGACAGCGUGCUGCUGGGGUCCGAGAUCUACCUGCUCAUUCUCGACGGCGCGCUCAUGCUCAUCUGUGCCGUCAUCCUGCUCGUCUACCACCCCAGCCGCGCCCUCGCCGGCUACAAGGACGACGUCACCCUCGAGAGCCUCGACAGCAGGGGCCCCUCCCGCGGCGGGAUCCUCCCCAUGACCUCCCCCGGCUCGCCAGGCAAGCACCAGCAGGUCCCCAACCAGCCUGGCAUGACCGGCUACCAGAGCAGCGGCCGGCCUAGCAUGACGGGAUACCAGGGCGGCUAUGCCAACUAGCCGCUCGCGGUGUUUGUUGAGGGUGGGUGUGGUUUGGCCGAAGUCGAAGCGUCGGUUAGAAUGGUGGAGGAGCCACUGGGGCUGGGUAGAAAGAGUUUCAUGACAUUUGGAUACAGUGGGAUAGAUCUUUGGUUAUGGGGAUAUACUAGAGACCCGGCAUACCUCUUUUUAUUCCUUUUGGUUUUCGUUUCUUUUUCCUUUUUUCCUUUGUUUAUUCUUGUAAUUACCCCUGAGCAGUGUACUUCCAUUGUAUCAAACACCACAAAUAGCAUGGAGUUCGCACCUGUUACCCUCGAUCAAUAGCAAAAUAUAU